AUGACAGUGAUGUGGGACUGGUGUGUGCUGUUUCACACACCAGUAUUAAUAUCUGUCUCUUCUGCCUUCUGUUGUACAGACAGUGUGAGGUUGGUGAAUGGUGGCAGUCGCUGUGCUGGGAGAGUGGAGGUUCUUCAUAGAGGACAGUGGGGAACAGUGUGUGAAUAUAAGUGGGAUAUGAGAGAUGCUGCAGUGGUAUGUAGAGAGCUGGGCUGUGGAGAGGCUGUAGCUGCACUGAGCAGAGCUCACUUUGGACCAGGAUCAGGACCAAUCUGGAUGAAUGAAGUGGACUGUAGUGGAUCAGAGUCUACAGUGAAGAACUGUACAUCAUGGGGAUGGGGUAAACAUUUAUGUCAUCAUGGUUUAGAUGCCGGAGUCAUCUGCUCAGGUAAGCUGCAGUUAUCCAGACUUACUGAUGGUUUCCACUUGUGCUCUGGGAGAGUGGAGGUGCUUAAUGGAAUUACCUCAUCCACGGUGUGUGAUGCUGACUUUGACCAGCAGGAUGCAGAGGUUGUGUGUCGAGAGCUGGGCUGUGGGCUUCCUGUGAAGGUGCUGGGAGCAGCUGCUUUUGGCAGAGGGGAGGGUCAGGUGUGGUCAGAGGAGCUUCAGUGUAGAGGCAACGAAUCUCAGAUUUCCUUCUGUCCAAUAUCAUCUUCACUCAAACACAACUGCACCCAUGACAGUGAUGUGGGACUGGUGUGUGCCGGUCACACUCAGGCUCGACUGGUGAACGGCUCUGACUCCUGUUCUGGUCGAGUGGAGCUCCAGUACCUCAGUGAGUGGGGCACAGUGUGUGAUGUAAGCUGGGAUAUGAGAGCUGCCAGUGUCCUCUGUGGUCAGCUGAAGUGUGGGAGUGCUGUGGCUGUGUUGGGGUCAGACUGGUAUGGGGAGGGGAGUGGCCGGUUCUGGGCUGAUGUGUUUGAUUGUCAGGGGAACGAAACACAACUGUCAAAAUGUCCCAUUUCAUCAUGGAGUCGAACUGCAUGCUCUCAUAAACAGGAUGUUGGAGUCAUCUGCAGUGAUUCCUCUCUGGCAAUUCAUGAGGGGCGAGUGCGGUUGUCUGGAGGGAUGGAGUGUGAGGGGGAGGUGGAGGUGUACUUCAGGCAGGACUGGAGGAGAGUUCUGCUGGACUCCUGGAGUGAGUCUGAGGCCUCUGUGGUCUGCAGACAGCUGGGCUGUAGCUCUGUGUUCAGCUUCUCCAGCUCCUCUCCAUCCAGUCCUGAACACAGACACAUGUGUGUGACAGGUUUUAGUUGUUCUGGGAGUGAAGCUCAUCUGGGAAACUGCAGCAGCGCACAAGCAGUCAACUGCAGCUCCAGAGAGCAGCUCUCAAUCACCUGCUCUGGUAAGUUUAAAUCAGCUCACAGCUCCAUCAGGCUGGUUGGUUCUGGGGGAGACUGUGCAGGAAGGCUGGAGGUUUUCCACAGCGGCUCAUGGGGGACAGUGUGUGAUGACUUGUGGGAUAUUAAGGAUGCGCAGGCAGUCUGCAGACAGCUGCAGUGUGGAGUUGCCCUCAGUGCUCCGGUACCAGCCUGGUUUGGACCUGGAACUGGACGCAUAUGGCUGAAUGAGGUGGAGUGUGAGGGGAACGAGACAUCCCUGUGGAACUGCAGAUUUCAGCUGUGUGGAGAGGAUGAAUGUGGACACAAGGAGGACGUAGGAGUCGUGUGCUCAGAGUUUAAAGAGUUCAGACUCACUGAGGGCUGUGAGGGGAAUCUGGAAGUGUUCUACAAUGGAACCUGGGGUAAUGUGUGUGUAAAUUAUAUGGAUGAAGAAACAGCAAGUGUGGUUUGUCAAGAGCUGAACUGUGGUAGAUCUGGCAGUGAGUCCUGGAGUAGAGCAAGAGUGGAAUCAGCUCCUAACUGGCUGGAUUAUCUGAAAUGUAGGAAACAUGACUCCACUCUGUGGCAUUGUCCAACUUCACCCUGGAGACAGAACAACUGUGAUAAUCGUAAUGAAGUGGCUCAUAUUACCUGCUCAAACCAAACCAAGCCACACACUCUUGAGAUAUGCUCUUCACCUCUCUACCAGAAAAAGUGUUCAAAGCACCUGCCUCUCAGGCUGAAGGGAGGAGAAAGAAGCUGCUCUGGAAGGCUGGAGGUGUAUCAUAAUGCUGAGUGGGGGUCCGUCUGUGAUGAUCUGUGGGACAUCAGGGACGCUCAGGUGGUUUGCAGACAGCUGGGCUGGCCUAUAUGGCUGAACAGAGUGAAGUGUAGAGGGAAUGAGAUUCACCUGUGGGACUGUCCUCAUUCCCUGAAGAAACACACUGACUGCUCCCACAAGAAGGACGCUGGAGUCACCUGUGCAGGUAUAGACAUAUCUGUGCCUUCUACUACUGUAGCCAUAUUUACAACCACCACCUCCACCACCACAGUUGGUCAGCCAGCAGAGAGAACAACCACUUCAUCACCAGCUAUUCCAUCCAUCUAUCCAGUGUCUCUCCUGGUUCUGGGAGCGGUGCUCUUCCUGGCCUUAGUGCUUCUGGUUGUGCUGUUUUACCAGAACAGAAUGCUCAGGAGAGUGCUCUCUAAGAGGAGACGUAAGACUCUGACUGAGGCAGUCUAUGAGGAGAUUAACCACAGACACAUCACUAAAAGUAAUGACUCGACUCAAAAAGGAAGUAUCCUCUCUGAAGAACAGCAUUCAGGAUAUGAGGAUGUGGAUGAGGAGCUUCUCUCAGGUAAGAGGACCAGAACAUUAAAGGCAGAAUAUUAUGAUGAUGUCACCACCAGUGGUCUGAUUAAUGAAUCAGCAAAAGAGGACACAGCAGAGAACUAUGAUGAUGUCAUCACUGCUGGACAGAUCUCUGAUAGUGUAGCAGAGGACAUAGCAGAGAAUUAUGAUGAUGCCAUCACUGCUGAUCAGAGCUCAGCUGUUAUAACAGAAGACAUGACAGAUAACUAUGAUGAUGCUGUUACUGCUGGACCAAACUCCAACAUUAUGACAGUGGACACACCAGAGAACUAUGAUGAUGUCAUCACUGCUGAACAGGAUGUAGAAGGAGUAAAAGGUUAA
Messenger RNA from Colossoma macropomum (tambaqui), 3015 nucleotides. Its product is annotated as scavenger receptor cysteine-rich type 1 protein M130-like. Bases 1 to 3015 code for a protein of 1004 amino acids. Gene Ontology annotation, cellular component: membrane. The transcript is spliced from 20 exons. NCBI's taxonomy places the organism in Eukaryota, Metazoa, Chordata, Actinopteri, Characiformes, Serrasalmidae. The record is from RefSeq and is a predicted model, not a curated record.